Messenger RNA from Papaver somniferum (opium poppy), 1001 nucleotides. RefSeq lists its product as uncharacterized. The record is from RefSeq and is a predicted model, not a curated record. Bases 96 to 887 code for a protein of 263 amino acids. Lineage: Eukaryota; Viridiplantae; Streptophyta; Magnoliopsida; Ranunculales; Papaveraceae. The transcript is spliced from 4 exons.
ACGCGGGUCCGGAGAGUCUGGACUGAAGAGGAUUACUGUAUUACAGAAGCUUAAAGUUGUUCGAGGAUCUUGUUUGAGCUCCGUCAGCUCCAACGAUGCCAGGACCAGGACCUCACACAAUGUAUACAAUUGGGUUUGGAGUUGGUCUGAUGAGUCUUUCUGAGGGAAGAUUUAGUCCUCAACACUGUAUCAUCUACGCUACAAAUGCCUUCUUAGGUCCAGAUUUAGGUUCUUUCUCUGAAUGGCUUACUUCAACAAUUGGAUUUGGUCACAACUUGGGUUCUUUAAUCAUGGAUACCAUACAUCACCCUUUCUACUACAUCUUAAUUCUGGGGUUUCCUUUAUCCUUUUUCUACUCUUGGAUUUCAAGAAUUUUCCUUCAAAAGGGCAUACUUGAUUCCAUUUCUGGAGUACCUCUUAAUAGACUUCAAUGCUUACUAUUGGUGUCUGCUGGUUCUAUAUCACAUUUUUUCUUAGACCAUUUGUUUGAGGAAAACGGUCAUUCUUCGAUGUAUACUUGGAUAAUGAGUACUGGUUGGUGGAAAGGUAGAGCUCCUGUCAACACGGAUUCCGUUGUUGUGGUAGGAUCCUUGUGUACCUGCUUAUUUGGAGGCUUCAUUUACAUCAACAGAGUGAAGCAAUCAAAAUCCUUUAGAACACAAUGGGUUCAAUCGGUGAAACUUAUUCUGGUUAUAGCAAGUUUGUACUGUGUUUGGUGUGCAAGUCAGCUAUACUUGAGGAAUCCUCCUCAACCAGCAGUGGGUGAAGAGGCAGAUCUUGGUGUUAUUGUGUUUCUUGCUAUUUAUUUAUUUCUCCCCCACAGUUUGUGUAUCAUGUCUAUGAACCCUAAAGAUAACCACCUUGACACAACAGAGCUCCCACUUUGACAUUCUUCCUAGUGUAGUGUAUUUUGUCAAAAAUGAUACUUUCAGUACACUAGUUAAGAUAAUUGUAUGUUGUCCAUCAGAAGUUCAGUUAUUAUGCGGUUCUUGUAUUUAUCA